Molecule: messenger RNA, 3941 nt
Organism: Coregonus clupeaformis (lake whitefish)
Lineage: Eukaryota; Metazoa; Chordata; Actinopteri; Salmoniformes; Salmonidae
Product: nuclear receptor subfamily 1 group D member 1
Exons: 8
Coding region: 709-2508 (599 amino acids)
Biological process (GO): cell differentiation; positive regulation of transcription by RNA polymerase II; hormone-mediated signaling pathway
Molecular function (GO): nuclear receptor activity; RNA polymerase II cis-regulatory region sequence-specific DNA binding; zinc ion binding
Source: RefSeq, a predicted model, not a curated record
UGCACCGUGGCUUUACUAAACGCGUAGCACGGUCACAUAAGCGCAUCAAAUCUCCCCUCGGCUCUAGAUACCGGCCAAUGAGAACCCACUAAAGAGUAAAAGGAAGGAGGGAGAGACUGAAAGGAGAGUUCACAUGGGACAUAUAGUGAGAUGAGACACAACAGAAGUUGACAGAGGACACAGAAGCGAGUCACAUUUUUUAAGCCACCUGAAAACGUGAUUGAUGUGGAAGUGUGUGUGUAUUAGUGGGUGUGUAUGUCUAGCCUGGUUUACGGUUCAGUUCAUUCUCGGAGAUGCUGAUGGAGCUGUGAAUUGUUGGGUUUUUGGAAAGCACUUGUUCUCUGCUCACAUCCGCUGAACCAAGCAACUCACUAGCACAGUUAUUCGGAGUUCAGAACGGAUCCAGGUAGCAUCCAAGAAUAAUCUCUCCUGCACACCUGAGACAGUUGGACAUAACUGUUCUGCAUCGCAUACAGCUGUACAUAACUGUGCUUACAGUAUACUACGGAGUUUUCUGUCGUUGACAGAUCAAUACGAUUGUCUUCAAUCGUGCGCUCGUUCCAUGGGUCAGGUAUUUUACGCACAGGUAGUUCUCGACUCUCACCUGUCUCCAGUUUAGUAUUGAUCCUGCAUAUUGACAUUCAGAAGCAUCUGUAUAUUGACAAGUCGAUCAUCAUUCAUCACAGCAAACAAGACACAUCAAGAAACAUGGACAGUCCCGGUGGUGGUGUUAUUCUGUAUGCGGGCUCCUCUGGCAGCUCCAGCCCUGGCAGCCCCAGCACCAGCCCUGGCAGCCCCAGCCCCAGCCCUGGCAGCCCGUCCAGUGGGUACCAGACCCAGUCCCCCCCCUCCCACUCCCAGCCCUCCUCCCCAGAGGAGGUCACCUUCACAGAGCUCGGUCCGCUGGGGUCCCUGAAGAGCCAGAGGGGAGGAAGAUGUACCCCUCCAUCCUCCAAACUGGUGUUCCAGUUCCCAGAAGUCUACAAUGUGGCUACAUCAACAUCCACCCAACAGCACACCUACCAACACCCCAUCGCUGGGAAAAGGCCAUGUGGAUUCACAGGAACUUUCACCAAGACUGGUGGGAUGGUGCUCCUGUGCAAAGUGUGUGGAGACAUUGCAUCUGGGUUCCACUACGGAGUGCACGCUUGUGAGGGUUGCAAGGGUUUCUUCCGUCGCAGCAUCCAGCAGAACAUCAACUACAAGAUGUGUGUGAAGAACGAGAACUGCCUCAUCAUGAGAAUGAACCGCAACCGCUGCCAACACUGUCGCUUCAAGAAAUGUCUCUUCGUCGGCAUGUCCAGAGAUGCUGUGCGUUUUGGCCGUAUCCCUAAGAGGGAGAAGCAGAGGCUUCUGGAUGAGAUGCAAAGCUACAUGAACAGCCUGAACGAGUCUAACACCAUCAUGGACGUAGACUCCUCCCCCAUCUCCGAAGCCCCUCCCAGCCCAGCAGAGGUUCCUUCUAAAGAGGCUAUUGGAGCCAUCUCACAGUCCUAUCAGGACAUCUUCGCCAGCAGCCAAGGCAGGGCAGCCAAGACGGGCAUCAACAUCAAUAACAACAAUAACAACCUCCCAACAUCCUGCCCCUUCAAGAGUAACGCAUCUCAGGAGACCUCCUAUGGCUCCUCCCACUCCGGCUCAGGCUCUACCCAGGGGUAUCAGUCCUGUCCUGCAGGCCCCGUCCCUUGCUGCUCAGUAACCAAUGACAACCACCAUACAUUCCCGUCUGUGGACAACAGCUGCUAUAGUUACCCUGCAACAUCCAAUCAGAAUCAUGGACAGUCCAAUAUUGGCAUGCCUCAAAGGGGCAGCCCGACAAAUCAUAACUGUUUCUCCAUGAAGGAAGAGACCCAAGAGACCCAAACUCAGACUUCCUGUCCAUGGAAGUUAGCAGUGGGCACCAAAGUGUUGGCUUGUCCUCUCAAUGCGUGUCCUGUCUCUGAGGCCAGUCGUUCCGGCCAGCAGGUAUGGGAGUCUUUCUCCCAGUGUUUCACCCCAGCAGUGAGGGAAGUGGUGGAGUUCGCUAAGGGCAUCCCUGGCUUCCAGGAUCUCAGCCAGCACGACCAGGUCAUGCUGCUCAAAUCAGGCACCUUCCAGGUGUUGAUGGUGAGGUUCUGCACCCUGUUCAACCCUGAGGAGCGGACGGUGACCUUCCUGAACGGCCAGACAUACCCUCUGUCCACCCUGCGGGUGCUGGGAAUGGGGGCGCUGCUCAACUCCAUGUUUGACUUCAGUGAGAAGCUGGGAACUCUGAGGCUGGAGCCUGAUGAGAUGGCUCUGUUCAUGGCCGUGGUGCUGGUCUCUGCAGACCGUUCAGGCAUCGCUGACAUGGGUGCAGUAGAACAGCUCCAGGAGGGGUUGAUCCACGCCAUGCGUUCUCUCAUCCACCGCCGUCGUCCUGAAGAGAGCGCUGCCAUCUUCCCCAAGCUGCUCCUGCGCCUGCCCGAUCUGCGCACCCUCAACAACCUGCACUCAGACAAGCUGAUGGCCUUCAACAUUGACCCUUGAACAGCCCUGACACAUACAAACACAUCCACUCACACACACACAGCCAAUCACAACUUGCCCACCACCACUCUCAGGGCAGGACUGUCCAGAGACUUCCCAUGAAGAGUACAACGAUGACAUGGGCAAAUCAAAAUAUAUAUAUUCAAGAAGCAUGUUUGAAAAAUGACAAUAAUGAACAGAUUUUGAUCUUCAUCCUGUUUUCAUGCACACUAAUGCACACACACACACACACACACAAAUAACCUCAAGAUCUCCACUUGGCGAAAGAUGGUCUGUUAGAAUGUACAUCAGUGUUUUAGGCUUACCAUUACCCUCCUGGACAGAUUCAUGUGUAUUGAUGUUUACCCAGAGACCAAAAGACAGUUCACUUGUUUAACUCAUUCCUAAUCUCCUGACCAUCGCCAAACCACAGUUGAGAGAGAAUCAGAGAGGGAGAUGUUUGUGGACGAUGAUAAGUCAGGGACAUUAUUGGUGACUGAAUGUUUGUAUAAGAGAAAGGGAUCCUGUAUAUAAUAAUAAUAAUAAUAAUAAUAAUAAUAAUAAUAAUAAUAAUGACGACGACAACGAUGAUAAUGAUGAUAAUAAUAAUGCAUAGAUAAACUUUACACUUAAGAUCAUAUGACUCCCAUUUCACUUACAAACACGUCUGUGGUUUAAAUAUGCAAUUAAGUCACAAAUAUAUUCAACAGACGUGUAUUUCAUAUAGAAAUGAUAUUUUCUGUGGAUUGUUACAUCUGCAUCAAGAAUCACAUCAGAGACAGCACUGUCUCCAAGCAUGUUGGGUUUUGUACUCCAUUUUGUUGGGAUUAUUUUGUUGUUGUAAAUAAUAUAUUGUCUUAUUCAAAUAAUAACAAUAUAUGGUGGAUCUGCUGGGCAAAAUCACAGUAUAUGAGACAAGUCUAUGGAUCAGAGCCUAUAGGAAUGUAAUGGACUCUCUGUAAAGGGUGGGGGUUGGCAAUUAAGAAGUGGGCUGUGCACUGGAGAAAGUAAUGUUGGAGAGGGCUCUGUAUUGUAUUGGGGAGAGGGCUGUGCCAGUAACAUUUACAUUUGAGUCAUUUAGCAGACGCUCUUAUCCAGAGCGACUUACAGUAGUGAGUGCAUACAUUUUCAUACUUUUUUUUCAUAACUCAUAAGGGUGUCAGGUCAGAUCAGAUAUUGAAUCAAACCAGCAGAAUCCCUGAAUUCACCAGCGCUCCUCACUCCACAAAUCCACAAUAUGCACCUACCCACCCAUCCCCAAAGUUUGUCAUACAAACUGAAAAAGACACUUUCAGGGUGAAUAAGGAUCUUAUCUGAUUGCUACAGAUCUGAUCCACUCCCUGCUAGUUGAGAUUAUGGUUAACUGAGCACAUCUUCUUGUACAUUUUGUAAAUUUUGUUUCUUCUUGUUCUUCCAUAGAAAUUAUAUAAAGAUUAAAUGAUGUACUUACUGAA